AUGAACAGUGAAAUAUCAUCAAAUCCACUAGCAGCUAGGAGAGGGGGCUUUGGGGCGGCAGCCCCCCUCAAAGAUACCAACGAUUCGGAGAAAUCAAACAACAACUUCGUCAUUUUGGCCUAUGCGGACGAUCUAGUGCUGGUAUCCGACACGCCCGAAGAUCUGCAGAUCGUCCUUGACUGCGUUGGAGAGACAGCAGCUGCCUGUGGCCUCACCUUUAAACCCGGAAAGUGCGCGUCCCUCACCUUGGACUGCCGGCGCAGACAUACCUGCCGUGAGCUCAGUUACUCGAUACAGGGUAAACAGUUCCCAGCCCUGGAGGAAGGUCAGGCCUACGAGCACCUGGGAAUUCCGACGGGCUACCACGUCGACCAAUCUCCCGAGGACACCAUCGACAGGAUGACCAGAGAUCUACAAAAGCUUGACGAAUCUCUGUUGGCGCCGUGGCAGAAAAUCGAUGCCCUCAGCACUUUCAUCCUGCCAAGAGUCUCCUUUGUCCUGAGGGGUUGUCAUGUCCAGAAGAGCCGACUUGGGGUGCUUGACAAGCGGGUGAAAAGAGCCCUGAAAUCCUGGAUGAACCUCCCACAGAGAGCCAGCCCGGAGAUAUUAUACGUGCCGAUGAAGAGGGGCGGCGCUGGAAUUCUGCCAAUGACGGACCUGGUCGAGGUCGCAUCUAUUGUUCAGGCCUUCAAGAUGCUGACCUGUCCCGAGGCCCUCGUCCGCGACACCGCCAACAGUCAACUCCGGGAGGUGGUCCAGCGCCGGAUAGGCCGUGUCCCAUCGGUCGACGACCUGGCCCGUUAUCUGUCGGGAGACCUUGAGGGAGAGUUCGGCAGAGAUGGUGGCGACAUCUCGUCGCUAUGGUCAAGAGCGAGAAACGCGACGAGAAGACUCUCGAAAAGACUGGAGAUGGGAUGGACUACCACCGAUUCAUUCCUGUCCAUCCAGAUUGGGGGGAACAAUGCACCGGAUGGCCAGACGAUAACUCGUCAGAAUCUUGAGUGGAGACUCAAGGACGCGGUGAGAAAUAUGUAUGCGUCAUCCCUGUGUCGAAAACCGGACCAGGGUAAAACAUUCAAGUGCUUCUCGAGGAGUGCCGCCAGCAAUCACUUCACGAGGAGCGGAUUCGCCACCAGAUUUUGUGACUGGCGCUUCAUCCAUAGAGCCAGACUGGACUGCGUCCCCCUCAAUGCCACUCGAAGGUUCGGGAGUGGAGACAGGCGAUGUCGGAGGUGUCAAGACCAACCAGAAACUCUGCCACACGUGUUGAAUCACUGUAGAAUUCACUCAGCGGCGUGGCAGAAAAGACACAACGCCGUUCAGGAUAGACUGGUCAAGUCUAUCCCGGACAGGAUGGGGACUGUACAUGUGAACAGGCAGGUCCCCCUGGUUGCCUCCAACUUGAGGCCCGACAUCGUCAUCGUCAACGAAAUGGAGUCCAGAGUCGCCAUCAUUGAUGUAACGAUUCCAUUUGAGAACGAGCCUCAAGCCCUCAUCAGAGCAAGGGAGCUUAAAUUGGAGAAAUACGCUGGCCUUGCCGAGGACUUGAGAGCUCGGGGUUUUGAGACGACGGUGGAUGCACUGAUUGUUGGAGCAUUGGGUACGUGGGACCAGGAGAAUGAGGCCGUCCUGAGAAGAUGUGGUACGUCCCUUAAAUACGCCACCUUGAUGCGUCGAUUGAUGUGUAGUGACGUCAUCAGAUGGUCCCGGGAUAUAUACAUCGAGCACGUCACUGGGGUGAGACAGUAUACCUGA
Molecule: messenger RNA, 1755 nt
Organism: Harmonia axyridis
Lineage: Eukaryota; Metazoa; Arthropoda; Insecta; Coleoptera; Coccinellidae
Exons: 2
Coding region: 1-1755 (584 amino acids)
Source: RefSeq, a predicted model, not a curated record